AUGUUCAGACUCACGCGUCCGUUGCUACAACAAGUCCUCAAGAAAACUACUGGAAUCACGGGUCUCGCAGUACACCCAAACCCCCUUCCAGAACUCGUCCGAACCUAUGAAUCCACCCUUUCCGUCCUCUCUACCAUCCCCCAGACUUCUGUCUACAGACAGAGUGCAGAGGCACUCACGAAACACAAGCUCGACAUCGUCAAGGGUGCCAAUGGAGAUGUAGCCUCCGUAGAGAGACGACUGGACGAGGGGCAAAUUGAGGAGUCAUUAGAUAUUGCACAGGACGAGUUGAGGGUAGCAGAGAACAUGCUGGAGUGGAAAGCGUGGGAACCGCUGGAGGAGCGACCCCCAGCUGGCCAGUGGGAGUAUUUCGGGAACACAUCCAACCCAGCGUCGUGA
Messenger RNA from Pisolithus orientalis, 399 nucleotides. RefSeq names its product Ndufa5, NADH-ubiquinone oxidoreductase subunit. Gene Ontology annotation, biological process: respiratory electron transport chain. The record is from RefSeq and is a predicted model, not a curated record. The transcript is spliced from 2 exons. NCBI's taxonomy places the organism in Eukaryota, Fungi, Basidiomycota, Agaricomycetes, Boletales, Pisolithaceae. The coding region runs from base 1 to 399 and encodes 132 amino acids.